Messenger RNA from Cotesia glomerata, 1195 nucleotides. RefSeq names its product zinc finger Ran-binding domain-containing protein 2-like. Gene Ontology annotation, molecular function: RNA binding; lipopolysaccharide binding. The record is from RefSeq and is a predicted model, not a curated record. The transcript is spliced from 6 exons. The coding region runs from base 251 to 907 and encodes 218 amino acids. Gene Ontology annotation, biological process: RNA processing. Lineage: Eukaryota; Metazoa; Arthropoda; Insecta; Hymenoptera; Braconidae.
AAUAUCAAUAAAUAAAUUAGUUUAUCAAGUGUUAGUCAUUAGACUUUAUAAAAUAUCAAUAAACGCGAAUUAAAUCGUGACACCUUAAAAUGUUCACAUAUCCAAAUAUUUAAUGAUAUUUAUUUGUAUUUUUUUAAAUACGCUCUUGAUAGUGUCAUAUAGGCUAAGAAUUUUUAAAGUUAUAAUUAAUAGGUGUCAUAUAAUUAGUUGUUAAUAAACAAUCCGUAGAAUUAAAAAAUAAGUUAGUACGAUGGAUGGGAUUAAAAGUGAAGAUGAUAGUCAGCGAAGUAUCAACGAUGGCGAUUGGCUCUGUCCUGAUUCACAGUGUGGAAAUGUCAACUUUGCCAGACGCAAUUCUUGCAAUCGCUGUGGAAAAGAUAGAGGAGAGUAUGCUAAGAAGAAAAAACUCGGUCAAGAGAUAGGUAAAGUUGCUGCUGAAAAAAGUCGCGGAUUAUUUAGUGCUGAUGAUUGGCAGUGUAGCAAAUGUGGUAACGUCAACUGGGCAAGACGACAGCAAUGUAAUAUGUGCAAUGCACCUAAAUUUGGUGAAGUUGAAGAGCGAACUGGCUAUGGAGGUGGUUACAAUGAUCGAGGAGUAGUCGAGUACAAAGAACGACGAAAUGACGACGAUGACGAGUACGAUGAGUUCGGUAGGCGACGCAAGAAAAGAAAAAUCGAUCGCUCUGAUGAUGAUUCUAAGGAUUCCAAGUACAGUAGCUCGCCGAGGAGUAAGUCAAAAGAUUCUAGUGAUGAUAAAAUAGCUGAUGAUUCCGCGCUGCGUGAUAAAGUUAAAAGUAAUUAUGAUGAUGAAGAAGAAAAUGAAGAUGAAGACGACGAUGAAGAAGGAGAUUUAUCAAAAUAUGAUUUGAGUGAAUGGGAUGAUUUCGUUCCGCAGAAAAAAAGAUGAAAAGGAGACUGGAGCUCGAAAAAUGCCACAAGCUUUGAUGAUUAAUUAAUUAACUAAUCAAUUGAUUAAUUGAAUGAUAGAUAAUAAAGAUUUGAAAUUAUUAUAUUAUAUAUAAUAUGUAUAUUUGCUCGCAGAGGACUAUGAUUUAAAUUAGAUCAUACUUCCUUAAAAAUUAUAGGAGUAUGAAAGUAAAAUUUUAGCAUAUGCGCGUUAAAUUUAUCAUUGUGAUAUUCUAACAGUCGACACUCUAAUAUAUUUAAUUAAAAAAUAUAAAAUCAUAAUUAUAGA